This is a messenger RNA of Cydia strobilella, 2728 nucleotides long. RefSeq names its product monocarboxylate transporter 9-like. Gene Ontology annotation, molecular function: monocarboxylic acid transmembrane transporter activity. Lineage: Eukaryota; Metazoa; Arthropoda; Insecta; Lepidoptera; Tortricidae. Gene Ontology annotation, cellular component: membrane. Gene Ontology annotation, biological process: transmembrane transport. The coding region runs from base 362 to 1993 and encodes 543 amino acids. The transcript is spliced from 6 exons. The record is from RefSeq and is a predicted model, not a curated record.
AUGAAAAUAAGUAGUUUAUUUAAAUUAGGUACCUAGAUAUUAUCACAGCUAUGAGUAAAUACACAAAACCUCGUCCGUGAUAACAGGGACUGAAGUCAACACGAUAACGAGUGUCUACGGGUAUCAUGUCAUGUAAUAACACCAAGUCGCGUUAAGCAGAGUCCCAGUCGGAGCUAAAGUAGUAAUAACGAUGUAGUGAGAUAGUGCUAGAAAAUCCACUAGUCAAUAAGGACAAGUGCAAUGAGAAUCUUUUGUAAUCUAUACCUAAGUGUUUUAAAUUUAAAUUGGGACGAACAUUAAAAGUGAAUAAAGUAAUUGUGAAUAUUGUGAGAUGUGAUAGUGGGAACUAAGGUACAUUACAAUGUCUAGACCCAAAGUGACUAAAGUGCCGCCUGACGGUGGAUACGGCUGGGUCGUCACCUUUGCUUAUGCUUUAAACAAUGUCGUGGUACUGCCGCUCAUAGCCGGUUUCGGCUUAGUGUUUCAAGAAGCGUUUCACGACGUGGGCUUGUCAGCGACACAGGGCACCCUGAUUAUCACCUUAAACCAUGGGUUCGGGAUGCUACUCUCGUUCUUCGGGGGACCGGUCCUGCGACGCUUCGGGUACAGGAAGGUGGCCGUCACGGGAGCCAUACUCAUCUCAGGGGGGCUUAUGCUCACGGCCGUUGCGUCCAGUUUCUGGCUAUUCCUGUUUUCUUAUAGCAUUUUAAAUUCAAUGGGAAUAGCAUCAGUCAUGGCCGCCUUCUCACUAGCCAUUAAUUCAUAUUUUAAAGAGAAAAGGAGCAGAGCUGUUGGUGUCGGAAUGUCCAUCACAGGGCUCGGAGCCAUCUACAUGCCUCUACUCAUGAGUGCACUCAUAUAUGCCUACGGGUGGAGGUACGCUGUGCUCACUCUGGGAGCAAUUUGCCUACACUCUUUGGUAGGAGCUUGCUUACUUAGGCCAGUAAAAUGGUACAUGGUAACACCUCCCCAGGAAAUGGUACCGCUAAACAAAGAUGAACAAGUAGAACUUAUUAAUGGAGGACUUCCACAGAAUGGCACUGUACCAUCGCUACCACAACUUGAAGAGUCGAAAGAAAAUGGAUCGGUGUCUGUGAAAAGCCUGUCAAUGAGAUCACUAUCCAACGGUUUAAGUUUAGAAACCAGAAAUGCCAUUUCACAUCCCGACGUGCACAAAAAGUCUCAAGAACCAACAUCGGUGUUAGAGUAUAAAUGGUGGGAAUCUCAAGAAAUCAAUUUGGGUAGUUCGAUAAACAUAUUUCGUGAGAACGAGCUUCUCAAAAAGCCUAGACCAGAAAAAGAGGCCUUCAUUGAAAAAACACUAGAAAUUGAAUCAAACAAAACGCUUGUUCAAAAAUUUGUUGACUUUUUCGAUCUGACUCUAUUGAGAGAUCCAAUAUUCUUGAACAUAAUGUUUGGAUUAUCAAUGGCUGGUUGUGUAGAGACUAAUUUUUCCUUAUUAUUUCCAAUAAUUCUUAAGGAUAUGUUAAGAUUUGAGACUUCGCAAAUAGCAAAUUUAAUGGCUGUGAUCGGAUUUUCCGACACUUUGUUUCGACUAGUGUCUCCGUUUAUAGGAGAGUGGUGCAAUAAGUCACCCAGAGUCAUGUACGUGGUCAGCUUAGCUAUGGUGAUCUUUAUUAGAUCAAUAAUGUUAUUUACAACUUCGUUCAUUGGAAUGAUAUUCGUAGCCCUAGCAAUGGGGAUAACAAAAGGGGUGCGGACGGUCUACAUGAAUAUUGUGAUACCGAACUACGUGCCCUUAGAACGACUGCCUUUCGCCUCUGGAAUUCAGAUGUUCUUCAAUGGUAUCAUUAUUAUCACGCUCGGUACCGUGCUAGGAAAAGUCCGCGAGCUAUCCGGAAACUACAGAAUACCUAUAGUUAUCUUGAACUGUGUCACAAUGGUGACUGUAAUCAUGUGGGGUGCCGAGUUUCUCUACUUCAAGUUCAAGAACAAAUCCAAUGAAGAGACAAAAGAAGCGACCAGUUGUUGAAGGUUGAAACUAAACCGUUACGAAUAAAUAUUUUAAUGAAUGCUUAGGGCAGGCAUUCGUUAUAAACUUUUCCUUUAAUUAAUAAGACAGAACACAAUGAAUUUAUUUUUUUAUUAUUAUUUACAGAUAUAUUUUUUCAGUUAUAGAAAGUAUUUACAAAGUCAUAAUAAACUAAAUUUAAAUAUAAUACUAGGAAACAUGAAUUAUCCAGUUAAUAUAACAGGUUUCUUUCGAACAAAAUAUACAUUGAUAGGCGACUAAAACCAUACUUAAUUGGAAAAUGAAAUAAAUUUAGUAAACAUUACAAAAUAUGGUUACAUAAUAACACAGUUAUCGAAUUUAAACUAUCGUGAGACAUAUUAACUUAGCUAACUUAGCGGUUUCACUCACGUAUUUUUAGUCACUCGCGCGACAUGUUGCGAUGCGCGCGAUGUGUUGUUACGUGACAACCACCCGUCGUGACCGCUACUCACUCAGGCACUGUUAGUGUUUGAAAAUGGAGACCUAGGCUCUCCGAUACAUGUCGCGCGAGUGACUAAAAAUACGUGAGUGAAACCGCUAAGUUAGCUAAAAUAACACAGUUUACAAUAUAUAACCAUUUUAUGUCAAAUAAAAAAGAAUACGAUUAUCGUUCUGUAUUCUUCUUAAUUUGUCAAUAUGAAAUAUCUAAUCAAUGAAUUCGCUAUAAUUUGUAGCUUAUUGUCUUCAUUGUCAAUGCGUUACGCACGCACACUU